AUGAAGAUCAUUUCCUCCCGCGCGUCCCAGCGGUCCAACGACCAGCGACAAGACAACCGUACUCCUCGAGCUCAGCAGCCUCGCGGCAAUGGACGAGCCCUAUCCCAGCCAGUUGCUCAUACCUCAGCACGAGGACCAUCGGCAUCUAACGGAACGACUCCAUCGUACGCUCAGCCAACAAAUGCAUCCCGACUCCGCCACUUUACCUCGACAUCACCAAACACCGUCGCAAUAACCCCCAAGAAGAGCGUCUCUUCCACUACACCACUGGAGCCCAAUACCAGCACCUCGUCUGGCGACAUGGACCCUUUCAUCCCCAAAGUCCGAGUUCCAGUCGCUGGCGCUGUCAGGAUCAACGGAUGGGACGCUAUCUACAAGAACGGGCAAAUCAAAGUUAUGACAUUCGGAUUCAUCAAGCCCACCGCCUCGCAUGAGAAUCACGUGGCCGCCCGGCGCCAGGAAACCACCGACCCCAAACUCUUCAAGUCGGAAUGGCAUGCAACUGGCACAUGGGACUGGGAGCCCCCCGCAACCGGUACACCGAGCGUGGAGCAUCAGCCAGACAGCACAAUCAGCACGGAGAUGACCGAAGCCGAGCAGAUUGCAGAGAGUGAGAACCGGAUAGCCCUUGCAGCACGCACUGGGCUGUCCGACAAACAUUUCAUCACAGGUCUUGCCUGCUAUGUUUAUAUUAACCACGACGUGCUAUAUAAGAUCCUCACAGAGGCACUUCGCGUCGCCAGGCAGUGCGUCUGGCGCUGGUUCAGCGCCCACCGGCCAGGCUUUUUCAAAUAUAGCUCCGACAUCGACUUGGCCCGGGACAGGUUUACGAAUGUGAUUAUGGUUAUGCCGGAUAGGGUGCGUAAGAGCGCAGACGGUCUAAUCGAGUUGCGGAACAGCCUGUGUCAUUUCAAUGGAUACGAUGUACCCGUAAGCAGGGUGGACAUCUACGUCAGGCACGUCCACCAGUUUGCGGUUCGCCUCCUCGACGAGGAGGGCGCCCAGGCGGCCAAGGGGGUGAGAGACGAGCUGCGCGCCGAGACCGAGAAGACGGUAGACGAGAUCGUGAAGCGCAUGACACUGACGGCUUGUGCCAUGACCGGGGCCGACGACGGAAUUCCCUGGGGUCAGCACCAUCUCGACACGGUGUGGGACGCGGUCAACAACCUUGAUCGUCACGCCAAUGGUCUUGGACACAGCGGACUGGAUGCUGCGGCGCGGGAGUGGGCGCGCCACCACAUGCAACGAGAUGGGCCCGAGCCGGAGGGACAAACGGACACGAGGGGCGGAUCACCUCGCGCGGUGGGCACUGGUGUCGGAUAUCAGUUUUGA
Diaporthe batatas is the source of this 1332-nucleotide messenger RNA. RefSeq lists its product as uncharacterized. NCBI's taxonomy places the organism in Eukaryota, Fungi, Ascomycota, Sordariomycetes, Diaporthales, Diaporthaceae. The record is from RefSeq and is a predicted model, not a curated record. Bases 1 to 1332 code for a protein of 443 amino acids. The transcript has a single exon.